CGACAAUGGGUAGAGUCGCUGCUUAUCCUAGUUUACGGGAACUGGAUCAUACGGGAUGACAAACGCGUGACGCUAUAAUAAACUGGGAAGAGAUUCAUACAGCAUCCUCGCAUUCUGGACAAGAGAAAUCUGGAAUUAAGCAACCGUGCAUUGGCACAGGUUUAUUUUCUGUUGCUCUGCUCUCACGUCGGAGUGGAAGAGGGAGAGCAGCUAGCUGGCUAAUGCGUCAGGGUGAUGACACGUUUACUUGCUGCUGGGAUGUGUAGAUGAAAGCUACAGACCAGGCUUGUUUUAUUAUGUAUCGUUAUGUUAUUCAGACAUCAGAUUUUAAGCGACACUAGCAGUGUCGCGAAAAAUUCCAGUAGUCUUGGAAUUGUAGCCGAUGUGGUUCCUCUCUUCAGCUGUAAUCACAAUACAGAGGAGGAGCACUGACGUCCCUCGGCGAGGAAGUGGGAUGUGGCGAGCCUGUAUUUUGUGUUGCCGUUUAAAAUGUGAAAGCAUUUUAACAAAUGUUCGCGGACCUUGAUACGCAUAGCCUGCAGUUGUCCUAUAUCAUGGUAGCCUGAUAGACACUACUAAAAUGACAAGUUAUUUCAGUGUUCGUCGAAAUUGUGUCGUGGAGCCACGAUGGCUUGCCAUAUAAAACCAAUAUGUGAAAUUUAAUUCAGUGAUGUAGCUACCUGGCUAUUAUUUUAAUAUUUAAACGGAGCCAUUAACUUUAAUGUCAACUGUUAAAAUGUCAACUCAACAUGAAAUAGGCCUAAUGGACUCAUCUCUAGCACUGGGGAAAUUGGAAAUAAAUAGUCCUGGGAGUCUGGAUAUAAGUCACUCCGUAACAAAGAAGGGAAAGACCGUGCAGGAUGGACCUCAGACUCACCUGAAUGGCUGCGUGCCACUGUCCCAUCAAGUGGCUGGUCAUAAGUACGGCGUGGAUAAAGUCGGUAUUCUGCAGCAUCCAGAUGGCACGGUUCUGAAGCAGCUACAACCUCCACCCCGAGGCCCAAGGGAAAUGCAGUUCUACAGCCAGGUCUAUGCUGAAGACUGCAGUGACCCAGUUCUCUUGGAGCUUCAGCAAUAUCUGCCAAAAUAUUUUGGGGCUUGGUCUUCACCUGACACCCCCGCAGAGCUGUACCUGAAGCUGGAAGAUGUGACCAGAAAGUUCCAGAAGCCCUGCAUCAUGGACGUGAAGAUCGGGCAGAGGAGCUACGACCCCUUCGCCUCCCAGGAGAAGAGAGAGCAGCAGAUUAAGAAGUACCCCCUCAUGGAGGAGAUGGGAUUCCUGGUGCUGGGAAUGCGGAUAUACAAGGUGAACUCGGACAGCUACGAGACUCACGAUCAGCAUUACGGAAGAGGCCUGGUGAAGGAAACCAUCAAAGACGGUGAGGUCCUGCUCCCCCUGCUUGUCCAAGUUCUUCUACAACGGGAACGGCCUGAGGAAAGAUGCAGUCAGCGGCGGUAUCCAAAAAGUGGAGAAGAUCCUCCGGUGGUUCGAGGGUCAGAGGCAGUUACAUUUUUAUGCAAGCUCCCUGCUGUUUGUGUACGAGGGCUCUCCCCAGGAGGGAGGUCCCAAGAUGGCCGCCAGCAGUCCGCCGGGGGAGACCCCGCUCCCCAAAGCCCGGGUGCCGAACGACAGCGUGGUGGCGGAGUUCAACAACAACAUCCACGUGACUGGCCCCGGGGAGAACGGCCUCCGCCUGGGGCCCCUGGGACAGAGCCUGUCCGGCAUGUACGCCCUGCACCGGCGGGGCUGCGGCCAGGGUCGCCACGGCGACACCCCCGACGACGUCCGCAACGCCCGGCAGGACCAACUGUGGAAGUUCAUUACCCAGAACCCCCUGGAGCAGCCCAACGGCAACGCCGUCCAAGCCCGGCGGGAAGAGGAGGACGGGGAACGCCGGGGGCCGGACCUGGGCGGGGACGCGGAAGUCCGGAUGAUCGACUUCGCCCACGUCUUCCCCAGCCAGACCCAGGAUGAAGGCUACAUCUACGGCCUGAAAAACCUGCUGUCGGUGCUGCAACAGAUCCUUAGUGAAUAAGUCCCCUCGUGUUGUGGUUCAUUGUACGUUCUCUUGACACACUUCUAAUUAACUCGGGCUAAUAGGGUAAUGGAAGUGUAGCAUCACCCAUGCAAGGAAAUCUGCACUAUCAAUCGAGUAAUUCUUUGUAGGUAUUUGUGUAUUAAGUGUGCUUGUUUUGUACCGUUAGGAAAUGUUUAUAACUGUCUUACUCAGGUAAAUUAAUCGCUAUUCACAUAUUAAUCUUUGCAAAAGAGAAAAUUGGUGCAGUGGAUUCUGGACAUCUGGAUGUUUUCUAUAUUGUUCUUCUCAGACCCGUGUUUGUGUUGAAGGCCGUGGCUCGCACGUUAAACUGCGCUGGAGUACAACUGGACACUGUGCUUCCCCUACGCGCCCUCCAUUUGGAAAAAUGAACCCAGGCAAACCGAUAAAACUACUGAUUUUUCUAAUUUAUAUUUUUUUAGAUGUAUAUUUCUGUUUGGAACAACCAAAUAAUCAUCCAGCAUAGGGGAAAAAAUAAUCGUGAUUCAUAUUUCCUAUAGGUAUAUUUGCUGCCAAAUUGCUUUGCCUGUUCCUUGGUAAAUAUUUCAACACCGGGAUCCAAAUUAUUUAAUUUUAAUUGAUGUUAUUAGUUUAGCUUAUUUAUAUGGUGUUGCCGUGGUUUUAGUGUCACCUGAUGCAAUAUGCUGCUUUUACUAUUCUUGAGUGCAGAGUAGGAAAAAAACCCCCCCAAAAAAACGAUACUGCAUGAUUGGAGGCUUUCUUCUGCUGCAGGAAAGGGCCUCCAUGCUUCACUGAGCAGAGGAGACUGAAGCCCUGUAGACACUAUGAUGUCUUUAGAUCCACGGUUCUCUUCCCAUCAGCCUCUGCUCAUCGUUUCAGCAGAACGUGGCUGAGCUGACGCCUCAUUGGACGGCCCAGUGCCCCCAGGUGUGCUCCGCAUCGAUUGGACGUGACACUCACUGUGACGGGUCGAAAUGCAUGACUUGACGGUAACCGUUUUGCAUUUGUUCUUGGGCAUGGUUUUCGGUCGUCUGUGACCGUACAGCAUUGCAGAGGCUUUAAUGUGCGAGACUGGAUGACAUUUCCAUUGGGAUCUGAAUCGCGAGUCGAGCUUCUCUAUAAGGCAGAGCAGCAUUACAGUUGUAUUCGAAACCCCCAGGAACUUCCAUUGAGGAUAUUUAUGUCACUUAACAUGGCUGUUUUGGUCCUCCUGAGCAAUCAAAUGUAGGGGUGGAAAUCCAAACUUGUUUUGCCAUGUAAUUUUUUAUAUGUUUUAGAAUAAUCAAAAACGAAUGAGCCCUAUAAGAUUUUUAAUAUAUAUAUAUAUAUAU
This is a messenger RNA of Conger conger (European conger), 3349 nucleotides long. RefSeq names its product inositol polyphosphate multikinase b (gene ipmkb). Gene Ontology annotation, cellular component: cytoplasm; nucleus. Gene Ontology annotation, biological process: inositol phosphate biosynthetic process. Gene Ontology annotation, molecular function: inositol-1,4,5-trisphosphate 3-kinase activity; inositol tetrakisphosphate kinase activity. The record is from RefSeq and is a predicted model, not a curated record. The transcript has 6 exons. The coding region runs from base 722 to 1975 and encodes 417 amino acids. NCBI's taxonomy places the organism in Eukaryota, Metazoa, Chordata, Actinopteri, Anguilliformes, Congridae.